UUCGCAGAAGUCACAUCUUAAGAAGCAAAAUCAACAACCAAAACUCUCUCUUCUAGAAAUCUCUGUAAAACCCCAAAGUCUAAGAAAUUAAACCCAUUAUGGCCUUGCGAGCGGCGAAGGCGGCGGCACCGGCAACGAGAGGUUUACGUGCCCUGUUAUCUACCUUUUCCCCAAGCUUUCCGUUUAAUACACCCUCGAAGCAAGUUGAGAAGCCGCCACCAGCUGAACCAUCCACCAAUCUCUUCGUUUCUGGGCUUAGCAAACGUACUACCUCAGAAGGGCUUCGAGAAGCCUUUGUAAAACAUGGCGAAGUGGUCCAUGCCAGAGUUGUGACUGAUCGAGUAUCUGGUUAUUCUAAAGGUUUUGGGUUUGUUAGAUAUGCGACAUUGGAAGAUGCUGAAGCUGGUAUAAAGGGCAUGGAUGGCCAGUUUCUUGAUGGAUGGGUUAUCUUUGCCGAGUACGCAAGACCAAGACCACCACCUCCGUCAAUGCAGAACAAUAAUACAACACCUGGAUAUGGCAAUUACAAUUCAUCACCAUAUGGCAGUCAAUGAGAUGUAAACUAUGAUCAGUUCAUCGCGAUUUAAAAAACGGCUUCCAUGUUACAAGGAGGGAUUUUUGGAUCAUGACACUUCAUUGGUGUAUACUAAACUCUCUCUCAUUUAAGGAAGUAAAAUUUCUGUUAUAGAUAAAAUUUGGAUAUGAUAAACUUGAAGUUUAAUCUUUUAUGAAAAAGACUUGCUACUUUAUCAUAACAUUAGUGUUUCAGAACUCAAUUCUGUUAAAGCACAAAAAUCAUUCCAUCUUUUGUGUUCAUUUGGAUAGAAUUGAAGGUAUUAAGUGUGAAGACAGAUUGAUUUUGACAUUAUGACAUAUAUAUUGAGAUUAAUAUAUGGUAUUGCCUCGA
Molecule: messenger RNA, 907 nt
Organism: Solanum lycopersicum (tomato)
Lineage: Eukaryota; Viridiplantae; Streptophyta; Magnoliopsida; Solanales; Solanaceae
Product: organelle RRM domain-containing protein 2, mitochondrial
Biological process (GO): mitochondrial mRNA modification
Cellular component (GO): mitochondrion
Molecular function (GO): RNA binding
Source: RefSeq, a predicted model, not a curated record